Parnassius apollo (apollo) is the source of this 1800-nucleotide messenger RNA. NCBI's taxonomy places the organism in Eukaryota, Metazoa, Arthropoda, Insecta, Lepidoptera, Papilionidae. The record is from the annotation of a GenBank genome assembly.
AUGGACACGCUGCAUGUAAGCCACGCAAGUAAGGCCUCGAGUCGAAGUCAAUCGCCGUCUACGGCUGAUUUGGCGAGGGACCCGGCGGUUGUGACCGAUGACGCCGUUAUACGAUCUAGAGUUCAGUCGCCGUCUACAGCGCAUCAUGUCAUCAGUGAGCCGUCAUCAAACUCAUCGUCGCGUCACAGCGAACGAGGUGGCCUCCACGUCAAGUCACACUCCAGAGAAUUGGGAAACAAUCCGAUGUCGACCAACGCUGUUAACACUUCCAGAGAUUUGGAAGACUCGCCACAAAAGAAAAGCUUGUCGAACUUAUUGCCUGCGGUAGACUACACCUGUACCGUAUACAGUCCUAAUGUGUCAUACGCCUUAUCAUCAGCGGACGAAUAUGGCUCACCAACUUAUAGAGCUCAAGAUGGCGAUUAUUCUAAUCAGGACGAUUAUGACAACAGUUCGAAUUCGACGUCAGCAAAAGCUGUAGCUGCAAUUGCGCACCUCAACAGCAAGAUAGAACGCACGAAAGACCUGAUUCGACUUGAGCAGACUAACCGAGAUGAGAACGUGAACGAAUACCUAAAGCUGGCGGCGAAUGCGGACAAACAGCAGUUACAGCGUAUCAAGGCAGUGUUCGAGAAGAAAAACCAAAAGAGUGCGCUUUGUAUCGCGCAGUUGCAGAAGAAGCUGGAGGGCUACAACAAACGCAUCAGGAAUUGGGAGCAACAUGGUACAAGUGGACAAGCACACAGACAACCAAGAGAAGUUUUACGUGAUAUGGGACAAGGUCUGAAAAAUGUUGGUGGAAACAUUCGCGAUGGCAUCACCGGACUUGGUGGCAGCGUAAUGGCGGCGCCGCGGGAGUUCGCGCAUCUUUUCUCUCGCUCUAACCGUUUCGGCUCCGCUGACAACAUCGCACAACUUGCCGAGAACACGGGUCCUUCGAACGCGUCGUCUGAAGGCUCCCGGGCUUCCGAAGUGGGCGAAGCAACAGCACCACGCGGCUCCACUUUACCGAGAGCGGCGACUUCGCCAGCGCCCAAAUACUCGCCCGAUGCAUCACCGAGUUCGUCCGUCACUAGUGAAGGCGCGCCAUACCAGACGCAGCAGGGAUCAAAUAACUUAACAGAAGCGGCGUUUUCCAUAAAACCCAUUCUGAACGAGUUACGCGAGCGCAGAGAGGACUACGAGCGGCUCGCUGAGAAAAUAGAUGCACUUAAAAAUCUAUCGCAAGAGGUGUCAUUUUUGUCGGCCGCGCUUCAAGAGGAGCGAUUCAAGACGGAACGUCUUGAAGAGCAAAUUAAUGAUCUCACUGAAUUACAUCAAAAUGAGGUGGAAAAUCUAAAACAAGCUUUAACAGACGUGGAAGAGAAGGUUCAAUAUCAAAGUGAAGAAAGAAUAAGAGACAUACACGAAGCCCUUGAUCUAUGCCAAACGAAAAUCGGCAAGUUGGAGCAGUGGGCGGCGGGUGGGGCGGGCGGCGCGGGUGGUGCGGGCGGUGCGGGUGAGGCGGGCGGCGCUGCCGCGCUGCCGCCGCGCCUGCUGCUGGUGAAGCUGCUCAACGUGGCGCUGACGCUGUUGCAGCUCGUGCUGCUGCUCGUCGCCACCGUCGCCGGUGUCACCAUGCCCUUCCUGCGCACUAGAGUAAGAGUAUUAACAACCAGUUUAGUGGUAAUGGUGGGCGUGAUGAUAUUGAAGCAGUGGCCCGAGGUGACGCAACUCUCCGACCAUCUUGUGUGGCGACUAAAGAAGUACCUUCUAGAUAAACACAGCGAAAGGUAUGAAUGCAAGUCAUUAUGUGGUUGA